GGUGCCAGGCUCCGGGCUUUUCGGGAGCGCCGCGAAGAGGGGGUCCGCCCGGCGCUGGGGGUGCGCGCCGCAAGCCAGGACUCAGGCGCAGAGCACGCCGGCUCUCGGGCCCCGCGCAGCGCCUCCCCCGGCCGCUGCGCUCCGCGCCCCGGGGCAGGGCUGGCGCUUGAGCCCGCGCGCGGGAGGACCCAGCCCGCGCGUGGCCCGGGGCGGGGACGCUUCGGGAGCAGCUCGGGCAGCGCAGCCAGCGGUGGCCCCGAGGGAGAUCGGGGGCGGGAUUCGAGGGCACGUCGCCAAGCCCGGCAGCUAACAGCCGCCGCUCCCCGGGCACCAUGAAGAACGACUUGCCGGUGUCCUUCGCUGGGCUCAGCGGGCCGGCAGGCUUCCUCAGGAGCAGCGAGCCUCUGUCCUUGUCUCCCGUGCCAGCCCCAGCGACCGCUUUGCUGGAGGAGGCCGCGGAUUUGCUGGUGGUGCACCUGGACUUUGCUGCCGCUCUGGACAGGUGUGAGCGGGGCUGCGAGAGCCUCGCCUCAGACCCUGACGGUGAAAGCUUUGCGGAAGUGAAGAGCUCCCUGUGCAUUGUGGGGAUCCAGGCCCUGGCAGAGAUGAACCGGUGGAGAGAAGUUCUGUCUUGGGUCUUGCAGUAUUACCAGGUCCCUGAACUUCUGCCUCCAAAAAUUCUGGAACUGUGCAUCCUAUUGUACAGCACAGUGAAGGAGCCCCACGUGAUGUUGGAAGUUGACAAUUAUUGGCUGAGAGAUCUAACCAAUCAGAGUCUGCCUUCGUAUGGCACCUUGAUGGAGUUGCAUCUGUUGCAUGUGUUGCUUCCCCUUGGACAAUUUGUGGAGGCAGAGGAUCUGGUACAGGGCUGUGAAGCUUUCAGUAAAGAGCAACAACUUGAGGCCCUGAGCACCAUUAACAAGAGGAGGUGUCAGUGGGUGCAGCAGGAAGAGACACAAUCAGGCCCUGAAGAGCAACCAGCCACAGCAAGGGAGAAGUUGUUAGGCUCUGUGUCCCGAAAGUUGUUGAACAUAUUAACAGUGCUGCGUAGAGCACUGGGAUCCAUGUCAAGCCACUUCUGUUCCAGUCCUUACAAAAAGACACUCUUGGCUGCUCUUAUAGUGUGCCUUGUUGUGGUGAGACUAGACCCAGCUGCUCCCACGUCCCUACCCUUCCUUUACAGGCUGGUCCAGCUCUGCCAUCAGGCAUGGGUGGCUAUAUUUUCUCUGCUCUACAGGCCUCCACUUCAAGACUAAGCGGCUUUAUGAAGUGUUAAAAGUCUUUUGUCUCUGUCGCUGUGCAAGUGGCAGCUUGUCUUGAGGAUUUUAAUCAGGCUCUUCAAGGGCUCCUGAGACCAAUGUACUAAUUAAAAUGACCACAAUGGGUCCCGUGCAGUGACAUCUUCCUCUCUUGCCAGACUAAGAACCUGGCCUAGUGCUGUCUGGAUUUUGAAACUGCCUCCGCUACUUGUCUCCCUGUGCUAUGCAGCCAUGCAGCACAGUACUAACCCUGGAGGAAUGUGCACAUACAGGGUUUUAGCCGUGCUCCUCUAAUCCAUGUCUUAUUUAGAUGCUCCUUAAAGUGGUUGCUUUUGGUGUGGAUCCCAAGUGAGAGUCUGUAGCCAAUGGCAAAGAACAAUGACAGGCAUUUUGAGAGAUUGCACCAUCCUUGCAAAUGUUUUUGAAGUUGUCCAAGAAGUGGGAGUGGAAUUUCAGAGGGUAUGGUUAUGAAAGAUCUGAGCACCAAGUCUACACUGAACACUAGUAGCCAAAAAACUGUCCUGCCUUGGGACCCUUUAAAUGCCCAGUUUCUGCAGCAUGGGAUUUAAGCCAAAUAUGUGGAACACAAUAAAAUAUUGCAGACUGAAAUUGGAGCCCAUUCUGUUCUGAAGGCCAGAGUUUCUCUUGUGACCCUGAUGUGUCUUGGCAUAGUCAUUCUCACUUUGGAUUUAACAAUCGUGGCUAAGCAAGCAUAUCAAGGUGACGGGGUGCAUUAUAAAGAUGGAUCUGUCAGCCCAUUCUGUCCCCUGUCUGGGUGUACUGCAUCCAGCACAAGCAAUUAUAGACCUUUCUGUCUUUCAGAUGAUCAUUAAUAUUAAAUAUUUGACACUGGAUAAGUUAGAAUAGGGGACAGCAGAAAAAUGGAGAUAGCGAGAGACAAGAGGCAACAGAGUUGCUCUUAUUAAUCUUAAUAUGCUCCAUAUUUAUUAGUCUAACCUGCCCAAUUACUUGAAUUGUCAUGUAGUUUCACUGCAUACUUUGUGUCUCUGUAUCUCCCCUUGCUGUGCUUUCUAUUUACCUAUUUAGAUUUAGUAUACAAAUAGACUCCUGGCCACAUGCCUAGACAUCCCAACAAGUAUUUAGAAUCAUAAUCCACAAAGAGUAAUCAUCCAGCAGCAAAACUGCACUCUUUCACACCAAGAGUAAAUUAACAGGCCUCAAAAUACAUUUCCUCCAAAACCCUCCACCCCAGCACAUAGUGUUCUGAUGGUCAAUAGAUCAAAGCUACUUCAGACCAGUGGUUGGGGGAGCGACUUCCAGAGUCAAAGGGCCCUCCUGGAGAACACUGCCAGCAGUGCCUGCCCCCAUACCAAGUUGGCUUCACAGCUCAAGUGCCUCCGCUGAUUGUAGCUUUAGCAGUAUAAAACAGGGAGAGAAGUGAUUAUUCAGGUAGAUAAAUCCAAAACCACACCCUGAACUCCCCACCUCCCUGAUAACCAAGAGGCAUCCAGUGCAGAUCCUUGUGCAACGUCCUAAAUCAUCCCCCCACAGCCUUCUGCCUUUGCAGUAACCAUACAGUGCGGUGGGGGCUAUUUCUAGUCCUUCAAAAAUGGCAGCAGCACACAGGUGUCACAACAGCUGGCUGCAUGCACUACAAUGGUUUGUUAGCGGUUCCUCCUCGUUUAAAAGAGUCCGAGGUUCCAUCUUCACUGCAAAAUAACACACCUGUUUUUCUGUGGCAUAACUAACAUGAAUUAUCCUGCUGUGAAAUCCUAGUGGAGACAAGGCUCUGUCGUUUUACUGAGAGGUAAACCAGGCAAGAUCAACGAUGCAGUGGGCGGUGGUAAUAUUAUUAACUUUGUCUACCUCUCGCUUAGAAGAAAGUACAGGAAGCUUGUCUCCACUAGGAUAUUACAGCGAGGUAACUAUUGUCCAUUUAUCUUGCUGUGAAAAACACGUGUAGGCAGUUAAGACAAAACCUUGAAGACCUUACACAUAUAAGGCAGAGCUCUUUGGAGCUUCAUGUUAUUAUUUACGUGCAUGUGUAAUGCACUUAUGGCCAUCAUAUCUCCAUGAGUUCAGUCACUGGAUUCAUCAUUUCAAAAACUUUCAGCAUAAAAUAAUCAUAUCAAGACUGUAAGGAGAAAGGCUCUGGGCUUGUUCUUAUGUUCUUGUCUACAUGGUGUGGCAACGGGCCCUAUGGGGGUGUGAUUUCUAAAAUGCACUCAUUUGCACAUUAAUUGGUCCAUGUGUUCCCUCCUGGUAUGCACUAAAAGUUCCCUACUGUGCUUUAACAUAGUUCUGUUUCAAAUAGUACUAUGUUAAAGUGUACCAAGGAACUCCUGGUGCGCACCAGCAUGGUCUACAUGCUCUGAUAAGUGUGCAAACGAAGUGAACUUUAGAAAUCACACCCCUGUAGAGUGCACUGCCGCACAACUUAGACAAACCCUCUCUGUAACUCUUCUAAGAAUGACUAGUUUGUACUUCCCAGUCUCCUAUAUUGCAGGAUCUACCUAUGUACAUAGCUUUGUGACCUAGUCACUGUAGUAUCUGAGUGAGUCAAAUGCGCUUACUGAUCAUAUGUAGUCUGUCUUCUGCUAACUAGGAGGUAGUUAACAUUUCCUCUGGCUCAUUGUUUCAAAUUUCUGUUUGUAGCCAUGCUUGUGAUAUUAGGAUUAUGGUCUGGGAGGAGCAUGCAUGGUGAUCUUGAUUUCUGCUUAGAGGUUGCUUGAUAAUGUCUUAACUGUUCAUUUCCAUGGAUCUUUUUAAUAUGUGUGAGUGAUGCAUAGAUUAGCCACCUCAAAUUUCUCCUAGUACUUUGUUUUUUAAUUAGAAUGUUUUUCAUUGUGUUUAGCACAUAAUGAGACAAAGGAUGGUGGAAACAGAAAAAUAACACUUAUGCAGUUUUAAUGGUUUUAUUAAUUUAAUUUUAAAUACUUAAUUUUCAGAAUAAAAAUUACUAUUUAUGUA
This is a messenger RNA of Caretta caretta (loggerhead turtle), 4190 nucleotides long. It is a transcript of the gene PEX26, whose product is annotated as peroxisomal biogenesis factor 26. Gene Ontology annotation, cellular component: peroxisome; peroxisomal membrane. Gene Ontology annotation, molecular function: ATPase binding; protein-containing complex binding. The record is from RefSeq and is a predicted model, not a curated record. Gene Ontology annotation, biological process: protein import into peroxisome membrane; protein import into peroxisome matrix. NCBI's taxonomy places the organism in Eukaryota, Metazoa, Chordata, Testudines, Cheloniidae.